This is a messenger RNA of Dromiciops gliroides (monito del monte), 2378 nucleotides long. RefSeq names its product serine/threonine kinase 33 (gene STK33). The record is from RefSeq and is a predicted model, not a curated record. Gene Ontology annotation, biological process: protein phosphorylation. Gene Ontology annotation, molecular function: protein kinase activity; ATP binding. NCBI's taxonomy places the organism in Eukaryota, Metazoa, Chordata, Mammalia, Microbiotheria, Microbiotheriidae. Bases 1 to 1830 code for a protein of 609 amino acids. The transcript is spliced from 13 exons.
AUGGCUGAUUGUAGCUUUGGCAGAAAAAACCUAAAAUGCCCUGAAUGUUCUGGUAUUUCCCAACCAGACAGGAUUAAUACAUGUCGCUGCAAAAGAAAGGAUGGCUCUGGUUCCAUUGUUUCUGUGGUGGAGACAUCCCAAACUUCAAUCAUCAACACUGUAGAGUUUCCACUUACAACAAACAUCAACAGAAAUAAAAACUCAAGCACUGAAAACAGCACCAUAAAAGAAUCUAUCAACUUCGAACAUACAUUGGAAGAGUCACCAAUCCUCUCUCCAUCUAUCUCCACACUCCCAUCCCAGUGGUCAUCCCCAAGCUUAUCCCCAUCAGUGAUUUCACAAGCAUCUUUCCAUCCAAAGGAACAAUUCUCUAGCACUGGAGAGCCCUUAAGAACCUCAGACACAAUUGAGACAUGUAGAAAACUCUCACAACAGCAGUGGACUCGUUCCAGCUCUACAGAAGGAAAAAUUCCUCACAUGAGGAUGGAAGAUUGCACUGCUAUACAGCAAAUAUAUUCCUUUGGAAGAAAACUGGGACAAGGGAGCUUUGGAGUGGUCAUUGAAGUCAUACACAAGGAAACAGAUCUUAAGUGGGCCAUGAAAAAAGUGAACAAAGAAAAGGCUGGAAGCUCUGCUGUGAAAUUACUUGAACGGGAGGUGAACAUCCUGAAAAGUGUGAACCAUGAGCAUAUCAUUCAUCUGGAACGAGUGUUUGAAACACCCAAGAGGAUGUACCUUGUGAUGGAGCUCUGUGAGGAUGGAGAACUCAAAGAAAUACUGAACAGUAAAGGGCACUUCUCUGAGAACGAGACAAGACAGAUCAUUGGGGACUUAGGGUCAGCUAUCGCAUAUCUUCACAGAAAGGAUAUUGUUCAUAGAGACCUAAAGCUGGAAAAUAUUUUGGUUAAAAGCAGCUCUACUAAUGAAAAAAAUGAAACCAACUUUAACAUAAAGGUGACUGAUUUUGGUUUAGCAGUACAAAAGGAAGGAGGAUGUGAAGUCAUGUUGCAGUCCACUUGUGGGACUCCUAUUUAUAUGGCACCUGAAGUGAUCAAUGCCCAUGACUAUAGCCAACAGUGUGACAUCUGGAGCAUAGGUGUCAUUAUGUACAUGCUAUUAUGUGGGGAACCUCCUUUUUUGGCAAAUUCAGAAGAGAAACUUUUUGAAUUAAUAAGAAAAGGGCAACUGUGCUUUGAAAAUAGUAUCUGGGAAUCUGCAAGUGACUCUGCUAGAUACGUCUUGAAACAGCUCCUGAAAGUGGAUCCUGCCCAUAGAAUAACAGCUAAAGAACUGCUUGAUAACCGGUGGAUAACGGGCAAUACACUGACUCCUGUGAGACCCACAAAUGUUCUAGAACUGAUGAAACAGUGGAAGAACCAUCCAGGAAGUGAUGAAGAAGACCUAGAAGACCUAAAGGCUGAUCUGGCUACCAAAAUACAAGUGUAUACAAGCUGCCAACCAGAGGAAAAUGGCAACGACGAGAACGUGGUUGAAGAUACAGAUGAUAGAAAUGCCAAAUCCCCUAUGCCAGGAAAGCAGAUCAGCAAGAAAAAAAACAACACAGGUACAUUAACAAAUGGGACAGUGAAGAAGAAAAAUGUCAACUUGAGGUCAUCUAGUAAUGUCCCUACUAGUGGAAAAAUAGCCAGUCCGAAGCGGAAUAUGGACAGUUCCGAAAAUGUGUUCCCUCAGGGUUCCCCAUCAUCCAAACCGGUCACCCCUUCACCAAAGGGGGAGUUAGAUAAGUCUUCCAUGACCCGAAGUCCAGGAUUGUCACCAAAAAACUACUCCAAAACCCCUGCCACAUCUAAGAUCAAAAAGAAAUCCUAAGGUAUCCUUCAGCUCUGUGCAGCACAGAUCCAGGGCUGUGAUUCCUUUUGGUGGAAGAAGGGUAUAUAUAAAGGACAAAGUGGACAGGGCCACAUUGAGUCUUUUAGCUCUCCUCCACCCUGUCAGGGGAGAGUUCUCUGUCUGCACCGGCUUCAACCUGAAGCUCCUUCUAAAGCAGCGUGUACCCUGUUAACAAACACCCAUUCACAGCAGUGUUGGCAGAGCAGAGCUGUCACUGACUAGAGGUACAUGUAAGUAUUUUUUUAGUCUGAGGCGGCAAGCCACUUAUGAGAGUUUCCCGAGCCCUUCUGCUCUGUUUUACCUAAGAUUCUUAAAUUUAGCCACAGAUAUUUAUAGGGAACAUAUGAGAGGGCAGACUUGGUCCCUGGGGAUCCUGCUACCUGUGAGCACUUUACCCUGGAGGACUUUGCUAGGAAAAUGCCCAUCACCUUGCUCCAGGCAUACAGUGCAAUGAAACCCACACAUCGCAUGUAUCAUUGUUCUUUUAGGUCAUCUUAGAUUACUUAACUCAUUUUAAACUUGGAAAA